Molecule: messenger RNA, 1146 nt
Organism: Penicillium alfredii
Lineage: Eukaryota; Fungi; Ascomycota; Eurotiomycetes; Eurotiales; Aspergillaceae
Exons: 2
Coding region: 1-1146 (381 amino acids)
Source: RefSeq, a predicted model, not a curated record
AUGCCUCGAUCACCAUCGCCCUCUGCCAGCGCAGACCGUCGCAGUCGUCGAAGUCAUCAUGGCCAUUCGCACUCCCAUCGCCACCGACACCGCUCGCGUUCGCGCUCUCCGCACCGCUCCGACAGACACAGAUCAGACCGCCAUCACCGUCGGCACGACCGGCACCGGGACGGGGAUCGGCAUGGCAGAGAACUCCCGGCUCAGCCUGUUGUACUCCCCUUCCAGGCGCAGGAACUGUCGAGACGCGAUCUGGAGGCAUACGAGCCCAUGUUUGCGAUGUACUUGGAUAUCCAGAAGGGGCUGUUCAUUGAAGAUUUGAACGAGGAAGAGGUCAAAGGGAGAUGGAAGAGCUUUGUGCGCAAAUGGAACCGUGGAGAACUUGCUGAGGGAUGGUACGAUCCAUCCACGCUCCACAAGGCGCGUGACAAUGCAGCUCAAGAGCAACUGGCUGGCCCCAUCCGGGGACGAGAAUCGCCGGAUUAUACACAGGGCAGACAGUUCGCCAGCGAGGACGCACGGGGAUCGCCACCCGGAGAUGAAGAUGAGGACGACGAGUAUGGGCCGACUUUACCACAUCCAGUCUUGACGAGAGGAGCGCCUCACUCUGGCCCGACGAUUCCGAACUUGCAAGACCUCGAACUCAAACGAGGUAAGUCAAAGCUAUUGGAAUCUAUCCACCCUCGACCUACCGCUUAUAUUCCUACAGAAUCGGCCAUCGAAGACGCAAUUGCUGCACGCGAGGACGCGCAGCAGGAGCGCCGCUCCGAACUCCGUUCGCACAAGGCCGAGAUGCGCCACCUGGAAGACGAAAUCUCGCCGCGCGCCGAACCGGGCACGCGGGAGAGACAGCUCGAAAAGCGCCGGGAGGCGGCUGCUGCGAAUCGCAGCUUUGCGGAGUCCCGACGGGGUGGCUCGCCUACUGACGCGGCCCCCGAAGAAGAGUUGAUGGGUGCAGGGGAUGACCUAUCGGCGUUCAAGAAGGAGAAGGAGCGGGAUCAGCGCAAAAAGAAUGAGCGCGAGAUCCGGCGAGAGGAGAUUCUUCGGGCCCGCGCUGCAGAACGCGAGGAACGAGUCCGGAAUUAUCGACAGAAGGAGGAUGAAACGAUCGGUUGGCUGCAGGCUCUAGCGAAGCAGCGGUUCGGCUGA